UCCUUGGGGUCCAGAGGUGGUGCCUCUGCGCGGUGCUCCUCACCCGCCUCUGCUCCCGAGCUGCGGCGGCGGCGGCGGCGGGCUGGCGGGACUCUCCGCGCCGCGCCUGCCUGGGGCACGGAGACCUUCCUCCUCCGCAGCUGCCUUCUCCCUGCUCCUGCGCCCGCCUCUCCGGGGUCCCUGGUGCGCGCUGCAGUUCGAAUCCGUGCUUGGAGCUGGAUCCUUACAGUAGAACUGUCCAACACAUUGGACAGACUUCUCGGAUGAAGAGUGCCUAAGAGACUGACGGUCAGCAUUUCCUAAGAUGGAGAAGACAGAUGCCAAAGACCAGUCCUCGCAGGGGGAUGAGGAGAAAGGCCCUCCAAAGAGCCUCCCCUACUCCGUGGAGACCCCAUAUGGCUUUCAUUUAGACCUGGACUUCCUCAAGUAUGUGGAUGACAUUGAGAAGGGAAACACCAUCAAGAGGAUUCCUAUCCACAGACGGGCCAAGCAGGCCAAGUUUAGCACUUUGCCCCGAAACUUCAGCCUUCCCGACAGCGGGGCUCGCUUGCAAACUGCUCUUUCCCACCAAACCUGGUCCCCGGCGGUGUCCAGGAAGGUGUCGCUGGGGACCGAGGAGCGGGCCCAGUCUCUGCCGCCUGGUGAGCACCCCCAGGCCACCGCGGGUGGGAGCGAGGGGAGCUACCACAGGAAGGCCCUGCUGGCCGAGGCCGCCAGGCAGCUGGAGGCGGCUGCCCCCCGGGACCCCGAGCUGACCACCGGGAGCGGACGGCCCCAGCUUUUGAGAGCAUCGAGCAUGCCAGCCACCCUGCUGCAGAACAGGGGCUCGGAGGACCCCAGCCUGACCUCAGGGCCCCCCGCACCUCCCGCCCACCCUCCACUUGCGGCUGAAGGCGCCUUUGGCCCCGCGGAAGGAUUUGCGGGUGUUCACAACUCCACCCCAGGAGCAGCAACCCAACCCCAAGGCCGAGAGUUUGGAGACCUGGUGCCGGGGGUUCCGGAGCUGGUCCGGGAGAGGGCUGAGCCUCCUCGGGCUGCAGAAGAGGCCCCACAGCACCUGUCUCUCCCCAGGCCCCGCUUCUCACCCCCGAAUGCACUGGUAGUUUCAGAGGAUGCAAAAGACCAACUUCCCCCCAGAGGAGCAGAGGUGGUGUUCAGCCCUGGCUGCCCGACACCCAGCCCCCCACCUCUGCCAUCACCCAUCCCUGAGACUGAGCUCCCCCUGGAAGAAAUCGAGCUCAACAUCAGUGAGAUCCCGCCCCCGCCUCCCGUGGAGGUGGACGUGAGGAGCAUCGGCACCCGGGUCACGGAGGAAAGCCUGGGCCUUGCCCCCGCGGAUCCUGGCAGCAUCUCCAUCCUGAGGCAGCAGCUCCUGGCCCUGGAGGGGGAGUUGUCUGGGAAAACAGAGGAGCUGGCCCAGGUCAGAGCUGCCCUCCAGCAACAGGAGGAGGAAAUCAAGGCCAAGAGGCAGAGGAUUCAAGAGCUGGAGUGCAGGGUCGCUCAACUGGCAGAAAAGCUUAGCCACGAGAACACCGAAGACACUCAGGGCCAAGCGGAUGCCACGGUCAACACUGAGCCUCUCCAGGGACUCCUGACCAGGGAGUCGUGUGACAAGAGCAUUGGUGUUAACCUUCUGAGCAGCGCGGAAUCUGAAAGUUGGGGGGCCCCAGGAGAGGAGAAUGACCUGUGUGGGCAGGACAGUCAUACACAGCGGGAUCAGAGCCCAGCAGAAUUUGUGCCACCAUCCCAGCUGUCACUGCCGCAGGACCCCGAGAUGGUCCUCACCUCUUCUUUACAUAGCUGCCUCUCCACUGAGCUCAGGAUCGAAGAAGCAAGCUCUGAGCAGGAGGGAGACCCUCAGGUGGGAGACAGGGAUCUGGUCGGGGGAGCAGGAGACUCUUCAUGCAGCAGCGACAUAAAGGCGCCCUCAGCAGGGAGGGAGGCCAGUCCAGAGCACCCAGGGAAGGAGGGCCCAGGAAGGCCGCCCAGCUCGCCCACAGAUGCCACUAUUGGGCAAUACGUUAAGAAGAUCCAGGAGCUGCUGCAGGAGCAGUGGAGCUGCCUGGAGCACGGGUACCCGGAGCUGGCCAGCGCCAUCAAGCAGCCCGCCUCCAAGCUCAGCAGCAUCCAGCGCCAGCUCCUGAGCUCCCUCAACCUGCUGCUGUCUGCCUACUCCGCCCAGGCUCCAGCCCAGAAGGAGUCCCCGGCCCCCUCCUCCUCUCCACCACCAAUGGAGCUCUCCCCGUCGACCAGCCUUAAAUCCAUAAUGAAAAAGAAAGACUAUGGCUUCCGUGCAGGAGGUAAUGGGACCAAAAAGAACCUUCAGUUUGUUGGGGUUAACGGUGGCUACGAGACCACCUCCAGCGAGGAGACCAGCGGUGAGGACAGCUCCCCAGAAGACUUGUCUGACAGCGAGGCUGAGAAGAAAUGUGAUGGCCCAGAACAUAGGUGGGGCAAGGAUGACCACCCAGGCUGCAAGGCGGGGCAAGGCAUCUCCGAGGGCACCUGCAACACAGGCCAGGAAAAAGGGCUUGGGGAAGAACUCCCCCUUCCCAAGGCUGAGAGAUAUAAACCCUCCGAAGAAUUUCUUAAUGCAUGCCGGGCAUUGAGCCAAUAUCUGCCAGACACUGGGACCACCACCGACCAGCUCUUGAGGCAAAACUUGAACACCAUCAGUCAAGAGUGGUUUCGCAUCUCUAGCCGGAAGUCAUCGAGUCCUGCUGUGGUGGCUGCCUACCUCCAGCCUCACUCCCCACACUUCCUAAAGCUGCUUGUCAACUUGGCUGACGGAAAUGGAAACACAGCCCUUCACUACAGUGUGUCCCACUCCAACUUCUCCAUCGUCAAGCUGCUGCUGGAGACAGGCGUCUGCAACGUGGAUCAUCAGAACAAAGCUGGCUAUACCGCCGUGAUGAUCACUCCCUUGGCUUCUGCAGAGACCGAUGAGGACAUGGCUGUCGUCUGGAAGCUCUUAAGAGAAGGAAAUGUGAACAUCCAAGCUACCCAGGGAGGCCAGACUGCGCUGAUGCUGGGAGUCAGCCACGACAGGGAGGACAUGGUCCAAGCGCUGCUGAGCUGCCAGGCAGAUGUCAACCUGCAGGACCACGAUGGAUCAUCGGCCCUCAUGCUGGCCUGUCACUGUGGCAACGCUGACAUGGUGCGGCUGCUCCUGGCACACCCGGCCUGUGACAGCAGCCUGACAGACAAGGCUGGCCGAACAGCUUUGUCCAUCGCGCUGAAACCGCCCGCCCAUGUGGAAAUCGCUGAGCUUCUGCAGGCCCACGCGGAGCAGGGCAGGUCCCUGAGGCUGUAGGAGCUGUGGAGGGACCGGCAGCCGGGAACAAAAGGCCCCUUCUCUGGACUCCUCCCUCGCCCUUGGAGAGGGCAUGGGUCACAGCCAGAGGGCUGCCCCUCAAGAGAAGAAGCUAUGUCAGAUAUGCGCAUACAUUCCUGGGGUAUCAUUCUGCUCAUUAGGAUGCUUUGUAGUUUUGCCUUAGGUCAGGCCCCCAACGCAGGCUGCAGAGCAGGGCGAAGGAGCCAGGCUAAAGUCCCUCACGUCACAGCCUGGCAUUCUUCCUGACUCUCCCCUUUGUAGCACCGCUUAGGGAGCUGGCCGGCAGGAGCACAUUAGAAAAACAAUACUUUUUACAUGGAAUUUUAAAGUGCGCCUCUCUGGUUUUUAAUCCAUCAUACAUGAAGAUGUCCUCUUGAAUAUGCAUGUCUAGGGAGGACGGGGAGAUGUACACAGUCCUCCCUGCGUCAUUCUCUAGACGACCGAGGAGAAUCACCUGGCAGACAGGGGAACCUGAACGGACCCCAGAUGGGGCCUUUGCUCAGUUGGGGCGGACAGAGAAAGCUUAAAUUCAGGCAAGAUAGAAAGAAGCACACGGGCGCCAGUGCCAGAUAGACCGUCUUGGCCAUCUGUGGCUCCAGUUUGCUCCAAGGAUAUUGGGAUUAAUCAGGAAAUCCAAUCCAGUGAAGCACAUCCUGUGUAUUGAGGCAGAGUCAGGGAUGCCAGCUCUUCCGAAAGAAACAAGUAAACCGACUGAGGAUCCUCCUGGGGCCAGAGACCACAUUUCCUCCAUAGCUGCGUCCAUGGCCGUGUGGUAAUCCCAGCUCCUUCCCUCACAGCUGUGUCCAUGGCCGUGUGGUAAUCCCAGCUCCUUCCCUCACAGCUGUGUCCAUGGCCGUGUGGUAAUCCCAGCUCCUUCCUAUCGCAGCUGUGUCCAUGGCCGUGUGGUAAUCCCAGCUCCUUCCCUCACAGCUGUGUCCAUGGCCAUGUGGUAAUCCCAGCUCCUUCCCUCACAGCUGUGUCCAUGGCCGUGUGGUAAUCCCAGCUCCUUCCCUCACAGCUGUGUCCAUGGCCGUGUGGUAAUCCCAGCUCCUUCCCUCACAGCUGUGUCCAUGGCCGUGUGGUAAUCCCAGCUCCUUCCCUCACAGCUGUGUCCAUGGCCGUGUGGUAAUCCCAGCUCCUUCCCCUCACAGCUGUGUCCAUGGCCGUGUGGUAAUCCCAGCUCCUUCCCCUCACAGCUGUGUUCAUGGCCAUGUGGUAAUCCCAGCUCCUUCCCUCACAGCUGUGUCCAUGGCCGUGUGGUAAUCCCAGCUCCUUCCCCUCACAGCUGUGUCCAUGGCCGUGUGGUAAUCCCAGCUCCUUCCCCUCACAGCUGUGUUCAUGGCCAUGUGGUAAUCCCAGCUCCUUUCCUCCAUGGCCAUGUGAUAAUCUCAGCUCCUUUCCCUCAUAGCCGUCAUGAGCAAAGCACUAGCUCCAUGAAGCUAGGAGGUUUCCAAGGUCCCAGACUGCAGAACCUUCCAGCCUGGGUGACCUCUGUCUCCACUGGACGUUCUUUCUUACACUUCCACAAUCCCAGGGCCCACAUGCUGUAGCUCACCCAGGGUUAUCUACAAAUUUGUUUUUUCUUAAAGUCUCUUGGGCAUAAAAUCACCUUAUAUGAAAAAGAAAGACAGCAAAGUUCGGUGAGCCUCACAUUGGAAACACAAACGCCUGUUUGCUCGGUACUCCUUGUGCGCGUCACCAAAUCUCCUUGGGUUCCAGUUUCAUUGUCUUUAAAAACAAAAAUUAUACAACCUACCUCCUGGGGGUGUUGUGAAAGGCACAGCUGAUGGGAGCUUGGGAAUCCAGUUUUAAUCCAUAGAGACUGCCUACAGAAGUUUUCCACUGGGAUCAUAAGAGAGGCUCAAAGUCCCCAAGCAGGACACUGGCAUAUGGCAGUGUUGCUCAGAGGUAGGGAGAAUGGAGCAAAUAAUAAGCUAAAAAUGCUUUAAAUGGGUUUAUUUUGACCUCAAAGCACACUUUAAGAGCAAACCCCCACAUUAAUAAAUAUUCUACUCCAGUGGUUCUCAAACACUGAUACGCGUGCAGAUCCCUGGGGAUCUUGUUAGAAUGUAGGAGGUCUAGGAGGGGGAGGGGCUGAGAAUCUGCAUUUCUAACCAGCUCCCAGGGGAUAGCAAUGCUGCUGGGCCACACCACACUUGGAGUAGCAGGGCUCUGGCCUUCGACUGUUUCUGUUUCUCUAUUAAAAUGCUGCCCCUCAA
Messenger RNA from Myotis daubentonii (Daubenton's bat), 5553 nucleotides. RefSeq names its product KN motif and ankyrin repeat domains 4 (gene KANK4). Lineage: Eukaryota; Metazoa; Chordata; Mammalia; Chiroptera; Vespertilionidae. The record is from RefSeq and is a predicted model, not a curated record. Gene Ontology annotation, biological process: negative regulation of actin filament polymerization. Gene Ontology annotation, molecular function: protein binding. Gene Ontology annotation, cellular component: cytoskeleton; cytoplasm.